AUGCAUUCUGCUCGAGAAACGUUGACGCCACAUGAUAUAAAAAAUAUAUUAUGUCCACCAUCACCAAUUGCGGAUACUGAAGAAACUCAUCGUGCAUCUAUUUUGUCAACGUAUUCUCAAGGAUUUAAUUUGCAAGCAAAUGCAUCAGUUUCGCAACCUUUACAACUCAAUUCAAACAUGAACGACAAACGAAAUUCGGAAGAAUUACAGUACACGCCAUUACACCUACUAACACCAAAUCAGAAACAUUAUAUAUUUAGUUGGUCAAUAUUCAAACAAGCAUUGAUAACACAAUUUGCUGAAAAGAACGAAUAUUUAAUUGAACAACAAUCCGAUCAACGAAAGCAACAAUUAAAUGAAUCCGUCAGCAAGUAUUAUUAUGAUAUCAUAGAUUUAUGUAAGAAAUAUCAUCCACAUAUUUCAGGCAAACAAGAAAUUCGUAAAUUAACUAAUGGAUUAAAAUUAUCAUUAUAUCAAGCAGCUAUUAAAGAAAGUUACUCGACACCAUACGAUUUUUUGACAAAAGCACAACAGUUGGAAAAUAUUCAGAAGUUGAUCGAAUUAAUACCUGAUCAAACAACUCAAGUAUCAAACAUAAUGAACAAUAACAACAAGUUAUCAUCACCGCAUCAUCGAUCAAACAAUUAUACGGCAAAACCGAUGUAUUAUCCGUCAUCAGUUCAACAUGAUUAUUUAUAUGAACAAUUUGAAUCUAAUCAGAACCAACAAUAUCCAACAUCACAAUCAUUUCAAUCGCAACAAAUGUACAAUCAACCACAUGGAUCUACUUAUCAGAAAAAUUAUUCUUCAGAAAAAUUGGAAACUUAUUGUUAUAACUGUGGCCAAUCUGAACAUAUUGCUCGUUAUUGUCAACAAUAUACUGCAAGUCAAUAUUGGAUAAGAAAAUAUGCAGUCGACAUUUGUCAAUCAACUAAAUUAAUUGUUAUACACAGAUCAAGAUCAUCAACUACUAUACGGAUGGACAGUAAUAUGGGCAAGCAUAGUUUUGAUCUAAAGUUAGUUAAUACCAUUAUAUUAGAACCACAACAUGAAGCUAUUGUUCGACUUAAAUCACCUAUUUCAUCUUUUUCAAAUGUUGUCUUUCAUUCAAAUCAUAAUCUUCAAUAUAAAAAACUUAUCGAUAUUCCCAAUGCCGUAUUAUCUAUAAAAAAUUAUGAAACAUACGAUACAAUUCCUAACUCGGCAAAUAAAAUUUGUCGAAUACCCAUUCAUACUAAUAUUGGUCAAUUUACCACACAACCUUCCGAUAUUCGUUGUUAUACUAUCAAUUCAUGUUUAGCUAAUGAUCGUUCGUUUUUAAAUAAGCAACAAUAA
This is a messenger RNA of Rotaria socialis, 1335 nucleotides long. Lineage: Eukaryota; Metazoa; Rotifera; Eurotatoria; Philodinida; Philodinidae. The record is from the annotation of a GenBank genome assembly.